AUGUCUGCUCCACAAGCCCAAGGUCAAGGUCAAGAACAAAAGAGAGGUGGUUUCGGUGGCCGUAACAGAGGUCGUCCAAACAGAAGAGGUGGUAGACAAACCGAAGAAAAGGGUUGGGUCCCAGUCACCAAGUUGGGUAGAUUAGUCAAGGCUGGUAAGAUUACCACCGUUGAAGAAAUCUUCUUGCACUCUUUGCCAGUCAAGGAAUUCCAAAUCAUUGACACUUUGUUGCCAAACUUGCAAGAUGAAGUUAUGAACAUCAAGCCAGUUCAAAAGCAAACCAGAGCCGGUCAAAGAACCAGAUUUAAGGCUGUUGUUGUCGUUGGUGACAGCAACGGUCACGUUGGUUUAGGUAUUAAGACCGCUAAGGAAGUUGCUGGUGCCAUCAGAUCUGGUAUCAUCAUCGCCAAGCUAUCUGUUAUUCCAAUCAGAAGAGGUUACUGGGGUACCAACUUGGGUCAACCACAUUCUUUGGCUACCAAGACCACCGGUAAGUGUGGUUCCGUCACUGUUAGAUUAAUCCCAGCCCCAAGAGGUUCUGGUAUUGUCGCUUCUCCAGCUGUUAAGAAGUUGUUGCAAUUGGCCGGUGUUGAAGAUGUCUACACUCAAUCCAACGGUAAGACCAGAACUUUGGAAAACACCUUGAAGGCUGCUUUCGUUGCUAUUGGUAACACUUACGGUUUCUUGACUCCAGACUUAUGGACCGAACAACCUUUGCCAUUGUCUCCAUUGGAUGUUUACUCCGAUGAAGCCGCUGUUCAAAGAAAGAAGUACUAA
Messenger RNA from Naumovozyma castellii, 777 nucleotides. It is a transcript of the gene RPS2, whose product is annotated as 40S ribosomal protein uS5. Bases 1 to 777 code for a protein of 258 amino acids. The record is from RefSeq and is a predicted model, not a curated record. NCBI's taxonomy places the organism in Eukaryota, Fungi, Ascomycota, Saccharomycetes, Saccharomycetales, Saccharomycetaceae. The transcript has a single exon.